CUGACAGUACAAGUACAUACGCCUCCAUAAUUAAAUCUAAUGGCAGAAUGAAAAUAUUGUUUAUUUGUUUGAAAGCCGGUUAUUGUAUCUUAAAUAAAUAAAUAAAGUGUCUUAAUAGACGUUCAAAGAAAUUCUUUAAUAAUGGCCAGUCAAACAUCUGAUCAUGAUUUGUUUUUUGAACAAUUAUUAUUAGAAGAUGAAACUUACAGUAUGCCUUUACCGGAUAUAGAAGCUAAUCCACAGCUUUUAAUUUCAAAGGUCCGGAAAUACUACAUGGAGUAUAUCAUAAGACUCCUUUCAACAAACUAUGAAACACAUCAAAAGUUGGUAAACAAAAACAUAUAUCUUCCCAGUGCCAUAUGGCGAUGUGCUAAAAAAUUAGAAGUGACUGCAGCACAGGCUUGUAUGGUGGUACAAAUAUACCGGAAAAAUAUUGUAUCAGUGAUAGAAGAGGUAAAAAGAGAUACUAAAAAAGGAAAAUUAAAUAAAAAUUUAUAUAACUGUCUAAAUAAACCACCAGAAAACAGUAAGAAAACUCAAACACCAAGCACAUUCAUCAAUCACAAUUGUCAAUGUGCACAUAGUAAACGUAAGAGACAUGGAAUGUCAGAAUCACCAAAGAAUGUUGAAAAGCAAAUGCCUAAUUUGAUUAGUGAUAAAGCCACAAGUAAUGAUGAUUUAAGUAUGUCAACUGCAACUUAUGUGUUAAAUAAUACUCCUCACCGACCAAUUUGUCCAAUACCUACCGAAAGUGAAACAGUAACUCAAGUUACCAGUUCCACAUCAAUGUCCAGCAUACCCAGUAAAAGAAUUUCAGUUGAAUCACAGGAUUCUGACGAGUUAAUGAUGCAGUUAGAGAAACUCUUCCACGGAGACACCAAUGAUGAUAAUGACUUAUUUGAUGGUGCACUUUUAUAUGAAAAUAAAACAGAGACAAUUCAAGAUGAACAUGUUAAAAUAAAUUGUAAUGUAGUGGAUAAUAGUCUUAAUAAUAAUUACAACAACCAAGAUUCCAUUAUAGAAAAUCAUGCUGCCCAAAUCAAAUCUUUAGAUGAGAGACUUGCUAGCUUAGCAGGAUUAUUGGUAGCAAAUGAUCUUCCAGCACAAAAAACUGAAGUACAAAAACAGAGGAGAAGAGUCUCAAGCAAAUGGUUAUGUGAAGAAUAUUUUUUAAAACAGAAGUUACAUGACUUGUUAGACCAAAUAGGUGAUAGAGAUAGAAAAGAACUAGAAAAGUUAAAACAAAAAUUUGAGCAAUUAUUUGGGGCUGAUAGUGAUGAUGAAGAAAUUUUGUCUCCUUUAGAUGAGACCAAUGAGUUUAUCAUUAGUUGUAAAGAGAGAAUUGCACCAUGGGUUGUGAAGCUGUUAACACCAUAUUAUGUAAAGGGUCAAAUUAAGGGCAAAUUAAUAUUCAAGGCCUUGGCUAAACAUUUGAUAAGACUUAUUUAUCAGUGUAGCCGAUAUCCAGAACAGUAUGAGGUGAACAGUUUUGUGUCAGACUUCUUGAAGAACCACAAAACAAUAAGGUGUGAGGCAGAUUUCAAAGAAUUCAGGAUUGAAAAUAUAUAAGUGUAUUUUUGUACAUAUCUUGGGUUACUCUGUACAAUGGAGUACUAUGUGGCCUACAUGUAUUGAUGUGCUCCUAAAUGGACAAUAUUUUCUGCAAAUGUGGAUGCUAACAUUACAAACAAUACUUACCAAUCUAUACAAUAUUACUGUUAUAACCUGUCAGUUUAUUCAAGCUAGCUAUGGUUGUGGAAUUUGUUGCCAAAAGUGCAAUCAUGUGUUACAGAAUAAUAUGACCUAUUUAUGAGCACUUUAAUUAAAAAAAAAA
This is a messenger RNA of Spodoptera exigua (beet armyworm), 1834 nucleotides long. The record is from the annotation of a GenBank genome assembly. Lineage: Eukaryota; Metazoa; Arthropoda; Insecta; Lepidoptera; Noctuidae.